UCCGGGUUUUUAUUAAAUUUGAAUCAAAGGCGCUAAACGUAGGCUUCUAGCUUGUACUGUAUGUAAGUUGUGGGGAAACAAACGCGGAUAAAAGGUGAGGUGUAUUUUAAGGAUAGAGAGAAAAUGACUGACGCUGAGGAAGAUUUUAGAGUGCAGUGCUCCUCGAAAAGGUCGGUUUGCGAGGCAGUGCAGCAGUACGGGCUACUGCUGGGGAAGGUCUUGGACAGACAAUCCCAGAUCUCGGAAGAGCUGAGGAGUCGGGCGUUGCAGGAUUUACAGUGGAACUUCGAGACUGCCGUUCAGAAGAACGUGGUGAUCAAUGGCGAAUCUUGGGAUGACGCGCCCGAUGACCCAGUUAACGUUGUAUAUUAGCUACAGUUUCCUGAC
Lepisosteus oculatus (spotted gar) is the source of this 387-nucleotide messenger RNA. The record is from RefSeq and is a predicted model, not a curated record. NCBI's taxonomy places the organism in Eukaryota, Metazoa, Chordata, Actinopteri, Semionotiformes, Lepisosteidae.